Pelobates fuscus (common spadefoot toad) is the source of this 2685-nucleotide messenger RNA. RefSeq names its product deltex E3 ubiquitin ligase 3L (gene DTX3L). Bases 1 to 2664 code for a protein of 887 amino acids. NCBI's taxonomy places the organism in Eukaryota, Metazoa, Chordata, Amphibia, Anura, Pelobatidae. Gene Ontology annotation, biological process: protein ubiquitination; Notch signaling pathway. The record is from RefSeq and is a predicted model, not a curated record. The transcript has 6 exons. Gene Ontology annotation, molecular function: ubiquitin protein ligase activity. Gene Ontology annotation, cellular component: nucleoplasm.
AUGUCCAUGGAGAGUCAGCCAUCUGUGGAUACGGACAGACUGUACCCUGUGAACGGACAGACUGUACCCAGUGCAAGACAGACAGACAGACAGACAGACCGUAUACAGAGAGAGACAGGGUCAGCACCUAUUACAGGACAGACAGACCGUAUACAGAGAGAGACAGGGUCAGCACCUAUUACAGGACAGACAGACCGUAUACAGAGUGGAGUGGGAGUGCGGUAUGGGAGUAUUAGUGACUGUGUGGAGGAUAACCCCGAAGGAUACCCCAUUCUACUGCAGGUACCAUCAGAGGCUCUACACACACGGUCACAACUAGAGAAAUAUUUCCAAAGCAAGAAAUCUGGAGGGGGAGAAUGUGGGGUGAAAUCAGUGAAUUCGGGCAUUUACAUCGUGAUCUUUAAAUACAAAGAGGAUAAGGAGAAUGUACUACGUAGAGGAAAUCAUUUAAUUCCCAUCAGGGACGGCUCCCUAAAUGUUACGGUUGUCAAUAAAAGCAAUGUACAAGUAACCGAUGAAAUGGAACAAGAAGCAAGAAACACAGUCAAACAAUCCACUAUGAAAGAGUCACAAAACAAAACACUGAGUGAUACACAAUACAAAACACAGAGUGAUACAAAAUACAAAACACUGAGUGAUACACAAUACAACACACAGAGUGAUACAAAAUACAAAACACUGAGUGAUUCACAAAACAAAACACAGAGUGAUACACAAUACAAAACACAGAAUGAUACAAAAUACAACACACAGAGUGAUAUACAAAACAAAACACUGAGUGAUUCACAAUACAACACACAGAGUGGUAUACAAAACAAAACACUGAGUGAUACACAAUACAAAAUGGAGGUAGAGUCGCAGUACACAAUGGAAAGUGAUCUGAAUAAUGGAGACACAACCCACAAGGCUUCCACCAAAGACCACGGAGAAGCCUCAGCACGUGCCCCCUGGCAGAGCAGCUCCAAAGAGUUUUUCACUAGUGUGUCAGCAGAAUUGGACACGAGUUUGGUCAGCCAGGAGCAGAUACACAAAGCUCUCGCCGAGUGUCCAUCACUCCGGAUCACCAAUCAAUCUCCUGGGAAAAUCACAGUGACUGGAUCUUACAUCGACAUGGAAAAAUGUUACAACUAUUUACAAGAACAAAUAGGAGGCAGAGAAAAUAGCCCUCCACGGCGACAGGGAGAGACUAUGUUUCUUUCAACACAGCUAUAUGAAUAUUUCAGAGUCAUUUACUCCGAAGAAAUAGAACGAAUAAAACAUGUGUGUAAAGUGGACUUUAAACACAAGCAUGAACCGAAUAAUAAUACCAGUUUAAUCUUUGAGCCCCGAGGUUCGGAUUCCGAUACUGAGAAAGCCAAGCAGCAGUUUACUGAUAUAAUUCAAAAGAUAACAUCUGAUUGGGCUCAAAAGGAAGUAAAUCUCUCACCCCAAAGAAUCCCCGGUGUAAAAGAUAUUGAACGGUGUGUCAGGGAACAUUUCAGUAAAACGUUUGUGAUUGUAGAUGAAAAAAAAGUGGUCUUACGUGGCCCAGAAAAGGAAAUUUUAGAUGCGAAGAGAUUCGUUGAAGAAGGCCAUAUUAAUUCCACCCUGUCUCCAAGAUCCAUGACGAUCUUACACAAUGACACUGCAGCUAAUCUGAAAGUAAAUGCCAGGCAUCUAAAUAUCAUAAAAAAGCUGAAACAUAGAGAAAUUCAAGAAAUUAAGGAGAAAUAUAAUGUAAGGAUAGAAGAGAGCCCUGUAGGUGCUGAUAUCCAAUUGAAAUUCAGAACAGUGAAUGGACUUCCUGACCUUGGACCUCAUGCUUCCCAGAUGUUCCUGAGUUUAUUGCAGAGGACAAUCACUAACACCACAAGGAAGGACAUCAGUGUGACACCUGGCAUGGAAGACAGACAUUCUAGUGUGUUUGCUAAAAGUCUUCAGCCAGAAAAACCCGGAAUAACUAAUAAAAACGAUGGGCAAAUUGCCAGCCAGGUAUCAGUCACUGGAAAUGCUGUCAAUCCCUCACUAAAGCCUGAUGGCGGCCGCGCAAGAGCUGAUAACUCAGCAAACUUGAAGGAACCUAUGGAUACCAGCGAGUCCUCAGCCUCUGCUACUAAUAAGGACUCAGAUUCCAAGGAUGACACAUGCCCUAUAUGUCUAGAUACAUUCACUGACAAAGAAAUACUGGAAAAAUGCAAACAUGCGUUCUGCAAGACGUGUCUGCAACAAAGCAUGGCGCAUAAACCCGUCUGCCCAAUCUGCAACGUUUCGUAUGGGGUCAUUAUCGGGAGCCAGCCGAAGGGCACGAUGACACAUAAUGUAAUAUAUCUUAAACUGCCUGGAUUCACCUGCCAAACCAUCCAAAUUAAUUAUUCUUUCAACAACGGCAUCCAGGGGAUGGACCAUCCAAAUCCUGGUAAACCUUAUCACGGCACUCACCGUACGGCUUACUUACCGGACACUAAGGACGGACAAGAGAUUCUCCAGCUUCUCAAAAGGGCCUUCGAUCAAAGAUUAGUCUUUACUAUUGGAGAUUCUCGUACAACUGGAGCCAAAGACUGUGUGACAUGGAAUGAUAUCCAUCAUAAGACCAGCACUCAUGGAGGGCCGUCCCAUUUCGGGUAUCCAGAUCCCGAUUAUCUGAAUCGCGUCCGAGAUGAGCUGAAAGCUAAAGGAAUUGAGUGAUUUCCCAAGUUGUGCCUUUAU